CUACGUGGAUGGUGUAUGUGUGACACGUCGUUAGCUACUCUUCUACCUCCUACUGCCAGUAAACGUUUAAAGUAAUUUGAAGGAACACGUUAUCAGAACGUAACGCGACUUCAAACAGUGAUUUUACUUGAAUAUUUCGGACGUGUUAAUUAUACUCGUAUAAUUAUACAUACGGUUAAAAAGUAAAGUAAUUCAAGAUCUUUAUUAAAUACAAUUCAGAAGAAACAACAGGUUAUUGUACAGCAAAUUUGUUGUGAUCAUCUGGUACUUGUUCAAGAUUUUAAAUUAAAAAUAUACAAUGCCUGCCGCACCUAGUGCAACUUCGGUCGGAGCCGCGGGGAGAUCACCAAGCAAAGCCAUAGCACCUAGAACAAGCGGUAGCGGUACUGUCAGGCAAAGGAAAACUGCCACAACUACUUCAACCAGAAGUAGAAAUACAGGUGCUGGCUCUGAUGGUAUGUGGAGGUUUUACACAGAUGACUCCCCUGGCAUUAAAGUAGGACCAGUACCGGUGCUCGUGAUGUCCCUGCUCUUCAUUGCAUCUGUGUUCAUGCUUCACAUCUGGGGCAAAUACACUAGAUCUUAAAAUUGAAUGUGGUUUACAAAUAUAUCUAAAGAAUUGGUGCGAUGAAAGAGGAAAAUGUGGAAUAACUAAGAACAGAUUUAAAAAACUUAAGCCAGUCAUACUCAGAAGGAAUGUGGAUAUCAAGAAGGCUUACUAUGUAUAUUUUUAAUAUGGUUUCUUAAUUGAUUUAAGGAAAUCCGAGCCCUGCUCGUCGUACAUUGCAUUUUCAUAAGAUGGAUCUCUUGAACAAUGCACUUUUUAUCGCGAAACAAAACAGAAAUUUAAUGCGCGAUCAUAAAUAUUACCAUUGUAAUCGUUUACUUUCAUGGAACUGAAUUUUAUAACAUUUGUAAAAAGAUAUCUUGAAAAAAAUUGUAUUUGUGCAUAAUAAGCGAUCGACACGGUACUGAUUGUCGUUCAGUAUUGUUGAUCAUAUACUGGUUAUUGUUUGUAAAGUUACUAUUACGAUGAUAUACAUGUACAAUAUUAAAAUAAAUUAUUCUUUGUCCAAUUA
Molecule: messenger RNA, 1079 nt
Organism: Megachile rotundata (alfalfa leafcutting bee)
Lineage: Eukaryota; Metazoa; Arthropoda; Insecta; Hymenoptera; Megachilidae
Gene: Sec61beta
Product: Sec61 translocon subunit beta
Biological process (GO): intracellular protein transport
Cellular component (GO): Sec61 translocon complex
Source: RefSeq, a predicted model, not a curated record